ACGCUUCGACGUUUCGCCAAAUCCUAAACCCUACGUCGUCCGGGUAGACAUAUCGUCAUAACCCCCGCCAACUGAAAACCCAAAACAACCUCGAUCCUUUCCCAUAGGCAUCCCGACCACUCACUCGCCAGAAUGUCGAGCCAGCCCCUCCUCCAGACUGCGCCGGGCAAGCGCAUCGCCCUCCCGACCCGUGUCGAGCCCAAGGUCUUCUUCGCCAACGAGCGCACCUUCCUCUCCUGGCUCAACUUCACCGUCAUCCUCGGCGCCCUCGCCAUCGGCAUGCUCAACUUUGGCGAUCGCCCCGCCUUCAUCAGCGCCUUCCUCUUCACGGGCGUCGCAAUGUUGACCAUGAUCUACGCCCUGGCGACGUAUCAUUGGCGAGCCAAAUCCAUCCGUGUGCGUGGGCAGGCUGGUUUCGAUGACCGCUUCGGCCCCACGUUCCUGGCCAUCAUCCUGCUGCUGGCCGUCGUCGUCAACUUUGUGCUGAGGAUAACGUACUCCUCCAACGAGCACAAGCACCACGGCGGGGCCUAAGUGCUCAACAGAGACAGGCAGAUGGAGUUGCAGUCGUGUGGCUCGGUGUGGCAGCGUCGAGGGGAUCUCAAGAGGCGAUGUGUGGGAGGAAAGAGGUGGCCCCAGGAUCAUGGUGACGAAGUCAGGCUUUGAAUCGAACAGAUGGGAGGACAGGCGUGGGGGCGGGGUGUACAGUAAGAUUGAUCUUACGAGUUUACUGAAUUAGACAGAAUGCAUUAGCAAGGAGC
Messenger RNA from Verticillium dahliae VdLs.17, 761 nucleotides. Its product is annotated as vacuolar transporter chaperone 1. Gene Ontology annotation, cellular component: fungal-type vacuole membrane; vacuolar transporter chaperone complex. Bases 133 to 534 code for a protein of 133 amino acids. Lineage: Eukaryota; Fungi; Ascomycota; Sordariomycetes; Glomerellales; Plectosphaerellaceae. The transcript is spliced from 2 exons. The record is from RefSeq and is a predicted model, not a curated record.